UUUGUUUUCAUUUUCGAAUAUGCGUGUUGUUAGUGAAAUCAAGUCUGGAGUCGUAAAGUAGAAAUAGUGUACUCCAUGGACUUUAUUCAUCAUUGAGUGUGACGGUUUUUGAGGGUUGGAGCUGCGGUGUGGAGGUGACUGAUUGUCCUGUAGGGUGAUAGCUGGUUAUUGAUGGGAAUUCGUUAUGAACUGAUUGUGUUUUCUAGGCCUAAUUGUAACUCAACCAUUAUUUGUAAAAAGAAUUCUUAAAUUAGAAAAACUUACAUGGAUUAACGAUCUGUUUAUGUGAUCAGGACUUUCAUGUUGAGUCAAGGUACAUUAAACAUUACAGUAAAUCUUUUAUUUGAAAGUGCCGGUUAUAUGAUUCCAGAAACAAAGUUUACAUCGAUUAAAAAUCAUGAUCUAAGUCUUGCUAUUCUUCUGCAAACUACUGAAUGGGUCUUUGGCUUCAGGCCCCUUUGGUUUUGUUAUGCAUAGUGAUCUUGGUUUCAUCGGUGCCUACAUCGAUACAAAAACACGAGCUUGAAGAAAAUGAUUCCUUUGACAGUCAACUGAUAGAAGAUAACAGAUCACAUUUUCGAGGACGCCGGUCUGGUGACAGGCUUGGAUCUGAUAAAAAUGAUUCAUUACCUGGUGAAAGACGGUCACGUAGGCGUCGCAGAAAGCAUAACCGAAAUUGUGAACAACCAGGCCAAUGUCCUGAAGGUGGUGCUAAUUGGAAACGGCCAAAUAGACGUGGAAAAAAACAUCGUACGCGAUGCAGUGGUGAUGGUGAUUGUCCUGAAGGUCAAAUGUGUAAGGAACGUCGUCACAGAGGAGGACGUAAACAUCAAACACGUGGUGCUCCUCCACCUUCCGGCAGUCUAUCUCCAUCCUCACAUAGUGGACUAAAAGUUGGGAGGAAAUUUUGUCGUGAGAGAAAAAAUGGAGUACAUAGAAGAUCAGGAAUCCUGUAAUUCGUAUCAAGGAACAUUAUCAUCAGUAUUCAAAGGAACUUCGUUUAUACUAGUUUAUACAAUUCAUAUAUAUAUCCUAAUAUUUCCUUAUUUAUUGUUUUCCUGUUUUUUUUUCUAUAGAAAUUUGUCUGUUUAUCUUCGAACUGACUUUUAUUCAAAAAGUAUAUAACACUACAUUCACCCAUUCAUCCAUAUACUCAAUUUAAUCCAUUGCAAAAAAGUAAUUUUACUUAUUGGGUUUGCGAUCCCAUUUCAUGUUUUAUCAACUCAUUCAGUCAUUAAGCAUUUAAUCCCUUAUCCCCACUGCUCGACUUUACCCUUGCAAUUUUACUGUUUUAUUUUUGCUUGUUUUUGUUUAUAUUUUGCCUUAACUGGUCUUUUUUUGUCAUUGAAAUGUGUGUGUGUACACAUACGUAGUUUUGUUUCUUAUAUUUGCUUUUAUUACAGUUCUCAGUAAUUUCCGACGGGAAAUAUGAAUUACUCACUGUUGCCAAUAUAAAAAAUACACGAUAAAUCCUUGUUAUUCAUCUUCAGUGUCUGUUCACUUAUCAUCUUCAAAUUGUUUUCACUACCCCUGUUUAUCUUGUCAUGUAAUUACCGGUUAUUCUAUUCAACGAAAGUUUUGGGGUAAUUUGUAGUUUGUAUUCGUCAUGAAUUAAUCUCAAUAUGAGUAUCACUGAAAACUAGGACGCAUUGGACAGUUGUUUCAUACUACAGCGGUGCUCACUCACGACCCAUUCAGGGAUUGAACCUUCACCAGAUCUCGCAUGGAACUCAGUCGUUAUAAACAAUGAAUUGGAGUGCGGUGGUGCAAUUGCAGCUUCAAUCAACUUGAAAUAUAUCAUGACAAUCAUCCAAUAUCACUGGUAGCAAUUUCCACUUCCUACAUGUCUGAACUCUAACAGUUGUGAGUCCUUACUAGAGCUUCAGGGACAUAUUGUAGUCACUUAUGAGCUUGCUUAAACGUGUUUUAUAGAGAUUGGUUUACUUUGUAGUCAGUGAUACUCUGAGUUCCAUCGAUAUAACCUAUAAAUUAAACCAAUCUCCUCAAAACUGCAACUCAAUCUCCGAUAAAUUAGGUAAUCAUUUUAUCAAUACAUAAUUGUUGAAUGAUCUACUAUACUAACUAGUAUCAGUUAAAAUAUCAUUUGAUAAUCAACAUGUGGGUGAUUUUUUCAAUCUCUGGUUGUACUACUUACGCAUCUUCAAUAUCAGUACGAAUGAACAUGGGCAGAUUUGUUUAUUAUAUUUACAAGACUACAAAGUAAAUGCCACUAAUUUUCACAGUUAAAUAAUUGAUUUUUUUAUGCCAUUGAAUUAUCAUAGCGUUAAUCUGGUUGUAAAUAGAAAUUGAUCGAUCCAUAUCAUGAGGUAUACUAAAGUUAACCGAAUGCAUAAUUGAAUUAAACAAAAUGAAUCCGUGUCAAACUACAUCUGUCAGAAAUAACUUGGAUUUUUGGGUAGACAUUACUUGUGAUUGGAUCCCUGUUUUAAUUUACAAAAGUUAAAAUAAAAUUGAAGUUUUCGUUUUUUUGUAGUUAUAUACUUUAAAAAAAUUUGAUCCAAAUGUUCAAUAAUAAACUGCUUUAAUGUUUUGAUCCUGUAUGGCUUUUAUGACGCUUCCAAAAUGGAAGGGAACUCCUAACCUGUUCAAAUCUUUUACUAUAACUGCCUUUAAAUUUGCUCUACUUUUUCACAUGAUAAAUGGCACAUGUUUCAUAGCCGCUCACAUACACAUAAUUAUAUCUCACAAGGAAUCCCUUUAACUUGAAUGGACAAACGUUGGGAUGAGGUAGGUUUUGUUUGUACUUAAUAAUGAAUUUGUCCAUUUGAACUUGUUAAUUUAUUAACUGAAUAAACGGCUUACACUAAGUUGUGAAACGUCAGAAAUUGGAUCUUUUUCUCUAAUCAUUGAGAUAUUACAAAUAUAUCAUCAUCAGUAUUUAAA
This is a messenger RNA of Schistosoma margrebowiei, 2904 nucleotides long. NCBI's taxonomy places the organism in Eukaryota, Metazoa, Platyhelminthes, Trematoda, Strigeidida, Schistosomatidae. The record is from the annotation of a GenBank genome assembly.